This is a messenger RNA of Chinchilla lanigera (long-tailed chinchilla), 3375 nucleotides long. It is a transcript of the gene Angpt1, whose product is annotated as angiopoietin 1. The record is from RefSeq and is a predicted model, not a curated record. Gene Ontology annotation, molecular function: receptor tyrosine kinase binding. Lineage: Eukaryota; Metazoa; Chordata; Mammalia; Rodentia; Chinchillidae. Gene Ontology annotation, biological process: angiogenesis; Tie signaling pathway.
GCACCAGCCCGGCUGUAAGACGAUCCGAUCCGGCCGGCCGGCAGCCGCGGGCACACACUCGCAUUCCUGUCAAGUCGCUGGGAGCGCGUGGAUGUGCAGCCGGAGCCCCUGAGCGGCGGAGCUGCAGCACCUGGAGCACGCGAUGGAGAACUACACGCAGUGGCUGCAGAAGCUUGAGAAUUACAUUGUGGAAAAUAUGAAGUCGGAGAUGGCACAGAUACAGCAGAACGCAGUUCAGAACCACACGGCCACCAUGCUGGAGAUUGGGACCAGCCUUCUGACACAGACUGCAGAGCAGACCCGGAAGCUGACGGACGUGGAGACCCAGGUACUAAACCAGACUUCUCGACUUGAAAUACAACUGCUGGAGAAUUCAUUGUCAACGUACAAACUAGAGAAGCAGCUUCUUCAACAGACAAAUGAAAUUCUAAAAAUUCAUGAAAAAAACAGUUUGUUAGAACAUAAAAUCUUAGAAAUGGAGGGAAAGCACAAGGAGGAGUUGGAUACCUUAAAGGAAGAGAAAGAGAACCUUCAAGGCCUGGUUUCUCGCCAGUCGUACAUAAUCCAGGAGCUGGAGAAGCAGCUGAGCAGAGCGACCAGCAACAACAGUCUGCUCCAGAAGCAGCAGCUGGAACUGAUGGACACAGUGCACAGCCUCGUCAGCCUUUGCAGUAAAGAAGGUGUUUUGCUAAAGGGAGGAAAAAGAGAGGAAGAGAAACCAUUUAGAGACUGUGCAGAUGUAUAUCAAGCUGGUUUUAAUAAAAGUGGAAUCUACACUAUUUAUAUUAAUAAUAUGCCAGAACCCAAAAAGGUAUUUUGCAAUAUGGAUGUGAACGGGGGAGGCUGGACUGUCAUUCAGCACCGUGAAGAUGGGAGUCUAGAUUUUCAGAGAGGCUGGAAGGAGUAUAAAAUGGGCUUCGGGAACCCGUCUGGGGAGUACUGGCUGGGGAAUGAGUUCAUCUUUGCUAUCACCAGCCACAAGCAGUACACGCUGAGGAUCGAGCUGCUGGACUGGGAGGGCAACCGCGCCCACUCGCAGUACGACAGGUUCCACAUAGGCAAUGAAAAGCAGAACUACAGGUUGUAUCUGAAAGGCCACUCAGGGACUGCGGGAAAGCAGAGCAGCCUGGUCCUGCACGGCGCUGACUUCAGCACAAAAGACGCGGACCACGACAACUGCAUGUGCAAAUGCGCGCUCAUGCUGACGGGAGGCUGGUGGUUUGACGCCUGCGGCCCCUCCAAUCUGAACGGGAUGUUCUACACUGCAGGGCAGAACCACGGGAAGCUGAACGGUAUCAAGUGGCACUACUUCAAGGGCCCCAGCUACUCCUUGCGCUCCACCACUAUGAUGAUUCGGCCUUUGGACUUCUGAAAGCACCGUGCCGGAAGUCAGCGUCAGAGCAGCCGGGAGGAGGAGCUUCCGGCUGAGAGAUUGAUUGAAAGCUUCUACACCAGCAACACUGACUCUCUCCAGCGGCAAGUGGUAGCUGCAGGACACUGAGAAGGUUCUGGGCUGUGCCCUGGGGCCUCUGGGCUCACGAAGUCUCUUCCCGGUCACACCGGGCCACUCACUGUCGCGGCUUAGGAAGUGGGGAAGCUGCCUGGCUGUGCCUCGCACCGCUGCCGGAUCGCACCGCAAAGCUUGACGGCAGGUGAUGAACAGGCCUGCAGAAUGGAAGCAGGCCUGCCAUCGCCCUUUGGGAACGAGUGGUGUCAUCUCUAUGCAAACCUGCUGACAGAUGAUAGUAUAUACUCUUGCACAAUUGUGAUAAAAGUUCAAAAAGAAUGGCAUCUUCUGCGUUGUUAAAUGUUGGUUCCAGUACCGUACUGCUGAGCUGAUUUCAGUUAACCCAUCUUUAAACGUAAAUUCCAUUCUGUAAGCCAUAACAAAUUGCAAUGUGUGGGGAAGAGCAGUACACAGCAGACACGCACCACAGCUCUGCGACCUUUUCAGAGGUGUUUUCAGAAAGAGGUGGACAGGACCAUGGUCAGACAGAACACGUGAAAGAUUAAGUUCCUCUCCCAUGCUACAACUUCCAUUUACUUUAAAAACUGACUGACUGAUAUGCAGAUAUAUUUAUAGCCUGAAUAAAGUUUAAAGAAUGUGAAAUAUAUCAUCAAGUUCUUAAAAUAUUAUACACAUGUUUAAUAUUUCCUUUGCUAAUAUACAGGAAAGCAGUACUUGGAGUCUGUUAGGUCAAAGCAAAACCGAGUGAACCAGAGCGGAUGAUUUCACCAUGUCCCUUGUAUGUGGAUACGGAUGUGGGACUUCAUUACCUUAAAUGCAUUUCACAUCUUCAGUUCUUCAUCUUGUUAGUCCAUGCGAAUUUAAUUUUUUUGCCAAUUAACUGAAUGACACAUGCUUAUCAGGUUCACCUUGUUUCAGCUUCUAUACAAGACACAUCUGGAAGCCUGCAGAAAAUAGCAUACCACUGUACAUAGCAUGCUGAUAUCCACUCUCCACUGAAUAGCUGCUUAAUCUGCAGCACCAUGUUGUCUUUGAUUGAUACAUACACACACAAGUGUUCAACGAAGUCUCCUGCACCACUCAGUUAAAUACAUUGCUCUUUGUGUUUUCCUCCUCCUGGCUAUCUCUUUAGAUUCUAUUUUUUAACAUUAAUAUCCGUGGAGAAAAUUGGCACAACUCUCAGCAUUAUACGUAAAAGGUAAUCACAAAAAUCAAGAUUGGUUAACUAUGAAAAUUCAAACUACCAGCUGCUAUAACUCUUCCAAUGACAAUAUUCCCAUGGGAUAAUCUAUUGGAAGUGAAUUUUGGGGCACAGCUUUUUGUGGUGGUUUUAAGUUGUACAGCAUCUCAUGAAGAAGGGCUUUCUGUAUGCAAGUGUCCACGGUUACAGGAGUGAACAUUUCAAAAUCAAAAUGUGAACUAUUGCAAAAUGAGAAAAUGGAAGUAAAUGUCGGGUCUCCUUUCUUAGAAAAGGAAAAGGUUUCUUCAAGGUAAUAGUACCAAAACUUCAGGCUUCAUGAGUUCAUUAUUCUUCAGAGGCUUUACACCAUGUGGGAGAAUCAAGCUCUUUGCAUUUUUAAGAGAAAAGUUUUAAAAUUUACCAUUAAGUAUUUUUAUAUUUAUAUGUGUAUACAAUCCUUUUCUUUGCCUUAGAAGUGAUAUUUGCAGAUGUUACAGUUUUCUAUUUUUAGUGGCUGUUUGAUAGCACCAUUAAAAGUCACUCCCUCCCCCAGAGAUUUUUAGUCCUUCUUUGCUUUCAGUUAAGUGAAAGAAAAUGAGUAUUUUGUUAUUUUGUGUCACAGAUUUUCCUUCCUUCCGCUCUCUGUUCUUUGCUUCCUUGCUUCCUUCAUUUUUUUCUCUAUUACUCUCCUAAACUUUCUUUUAAAUGAACGUACAGAACCAUUUAU